This is a messenger RNA of Phytophthora infestans T30-4, 892 nucleotides long. RefSeq names its product geranylgeranyl transferase type-2 subunit alpha, putative. The transcript is spliced from 2 exons. Gene Ontology annotation, cellular component: Rab-protein geranylgeranyltransferase complex; cytoplasm. The coding region runs from base 1 to 822 and encodes 273 amino acids. The record is from RefSeq and is a predicted model, not a curated record. Lineage: Eukaryota; Oomycota; Peronosporomycetes; Peronosporales; Peronosporaceae. Gene Ontology annotation, biological process: protein geranylgeranylation. Gene Ontology annotation, molecular function: Rab geranylgeranyltransferase activity.
AUGCAUGGACGCAUUAAGAGCGUGGAGCGCGAGAAGGAGCAGCACAAGACGGAUGCCCAGCACCAGGAGGAGCUCUCCAAGGUGCGCAUGUACCACGAGGUGGCGGGUAAAGUCCUAGACAUGAAGCGCCAACAGCUCUACGAGCCGAGCGUCCUGCCACUGACCAGCCACCUAUUGCUACUCAACCCCGAGUUCCACGUGGUCUCGAGCUACCGCCGCCAAGCCAUUGACACGCUAGCUCAAAAAGCCGAGAACCCCGAGGCCGAAAUGUUGACUAUGGCCAAAACGGAGCUCAGACUAACGCUGACGAACGCAAUUUCUACAGUUGUAACUACCGUCGCCAUGUGUCAACACGAGCGGCUGGCCUUCACCACGCAGAAAAUCGAGCAGAAUUUCUCUAACUACUCGGCUCUACACCACCAUAGCAUUACCCUGCCAGAACCGUUAUCUGCCGACGUGUUAUUUGAUGAGAUCGGACUGGUCCAGCAAGCGGUAUUCACGGAGCCAGACGACCAGAGUGCCUGGUUCUAUUACCGCUGGUUGCUGACGUCCAUGGUGGAGCUGGUCGAGUCGUCUGCCGAGGACGCAAGUGGGUUCCUGAAGAGCCAAGUGCAAUGGCUAAACGAGUUGUUGGAGGUGAUAUCGGAAGCCAAGUGGGUUGUCGUCAUGCUUGCCGAUCUGCAGUUUCAUCUUAGUGUAAUUACCAAGGUGAGUGGGUGGGAGGAAGCGAAGAAACCCAGUGUGGAACUCUAUGACCGCGCCAUCGCCCUGGAUCCGGACCACCGCCACUGCUAUGAGGACAUGAAGAAGAAACACGUCUGAACAAUAAUAGUAGUCUAGGGAAUACUGGCACGAGGUAUCUUGUUUUGAAAUACUACUACAGUACUACAAA